AUGGUUGUUUUUGUAUCUCAGCCCGGUAAAUGCCGCGAUUUUAAAGAUGGAACCAUGCUUUCUAGAAUGGCUAUUGAGAAGAAGAUCCAUCCCCUUGAUUGCAUUGCUCUAGAUGGUGGCUAUACACAGUAUAUUGAGGGCAUUAUAACAGGCAGUGGAAUAUUGAAAUCGUCAAAUUUCAGCUGCCCAAUCCGCAAAUGCAAAGGAAUUGCAUUGACAGACAGCGAGAGUAGAUAUAACGACAUGUUUGGCAGCUUUCGCUCAAGGAUUGAAAGCUAUUUUGGGGAAAUGCAGACCACCUUCAACAAAUUCAGCAACACUCUGUGCUGCUUGCUCCUCAACAUCAAACGCAUGGUAGCAUUGCGCAAUAUCACCGCCGAGGCGCAUCAUAGCUAUUGGACACAGGACAGCUUUGAAUAUCCAGAUGGUAAUAACGCCACUCUUGUACAGGUUUUGACUCCAAGUUAUAAAGUCAAGAUGGAUCAUGCACGAAGUAUCUUCAAACUGCAGGAUGCCUUCUUAAACAAUUCACUCACCUCUUCCAAUGCUGACGAUGAGAUGGAUACUGAUGAGGGAACUGAAUAUGAGAUUGACAGGAUCAUGGGUCAUCGAGGAGAUGGAGAGACACUAGAAUACCAUGUUUUAUGGAAGGGCUAUUGUUGUAUAUUUCAAUAUACAAGAUAA
Lobosporangium transversale is the source of this 684-nucleotide messenger RNA. RefSeq lists its product as hypothetical. The record is from RefSeq and is a predicted model, not a curated record. The transcript has 2 exons. Lineage: Eukaryota; Fungi; Mortierellomycota; Mortierellomycetes; Mortierellales; Mortierellaceae. Bases 1 to 684 code for a protein of 227 amino acids.